This is a messenger RNA of Harpegnathos saltator (Jerdon's jumping ant), 1906 nucleotides long. RefSeq names its product chaperonin containing TCP1 subunit 3 (gene CCT3). The record is from RefSeq and is a predicted model, not a curated record. NCBI's taxonomy places the organism in Eukaryota, Metazoa, Arthropoda, Insecta, Hymenoptera, Formicidae. The transcript has 4 exons. Gene Ontology annotation, biological process: protein folding. The coding region runs from base 205 to 1857 and encodes 550 amino acids. Gene Ontology annotation, molecular function: ATP hydrolysis activity; ATP binding; ATP-dependent protein folding chaperone.
AGAACAGACCGUUUGUCUCUCGAAGGAUAAAUGGAGGUGGGACCCGAAGUGUAACCUACACUGCAAUGGAGUGUCCCAUCACUGGUCUCUAACGACUUCUCCUCGCCCCUCGUGGAAGAAUCGCGGACGUACGUGCUCGUGCUCGUGCUUCUACUGAUCGGCAUUAGUGUUGAUAAUAAACGAAGAAAGAAAUUGAUAAACACGAUGUUCGCCCCGGGCGCGGCACCUAUUGUUGUCUUGAGUCAAAAUACAAAACGAGAUACCGGUAGAAAGGUGCAGAAGGAGAACAUCCAAGCAGGAAAGGCGAUCGCUGACGUCAUCAGGACAUGUUUGGGACCACAAGCCAUGCUAAAGAUGCUGAUGGAUCCGAUGGGUGGCAUCGUGAUGACAAACGACGGGAACGCGAUCCUACGCGAGAUCACCGUGCAACAUCCUGCUGGCAAGUCCAUGAUAGAGAUCGCUAGGACUCAGGAUGAGGAAGUAGGCGAUGGUACUACAUCUGUUAUUGUCUUGGCGGGAGAAAUCUUGGCCACUGCUGAACCGUUUUUGGAGCAGAACAUGCAUCCUACAGUCAUCAUAAGAGCUUAUCGUCAGGCUUUGGAAGACAUGGUCACAAUUCUCAAUGAGCAAGUCAGCAUCGAUCUGGACUGCAAUGACAAAGAUAAAUUGGUGCAGGUGAUAAACUCCUGUAUAGGUACUAAAUUCAUCAGACGCUGGUCAGAAUUAGCAUGUCAGAUCGCCUUGGAUGCUGUCUAUACAGUGAUGAUGGAGGAGAAUGGCAGACGAGAGAUUGACAUCAAACGUUACGCCAAGGUAGAGAAGAUACCAGGUGGUACAGUGGAGGAUAGUAUCGUUUUGAAAGGUGUAAUGAUCAACAAGGAUGUGACACAUCCAAAGAUGAAACGUUAUAUCAAAGAACCCAGAAUAGUCUUGCUGGACUGUCCAUUGGAGUAUAAGAAAGGCGAGUCACAGACGAACAUAGAGAUAAUGAAAGACACUGAUUUCACAAAAAUUCUGGAAUUGGAGGAACAACAUGUGAAGAAGAUCUGUGAGGACGUGAUCUCGGUGAAACCAGACGUCGUUAUCACAGAGAAGGGUAUAUCCGAUCUUGCGCAACAUUAUCUCGUCAAGGCCGGUAUUUCGGCGAUACGCAGAUUACGGAAGAGCGACAUCAACAGGAUUGCUCGCGCCUGCGGCGCUACUGUCGUGAAUCGCACCGAGGAGCUGAGGGAGGAGGACGUCGGCACUAGGGCUGGUCUCUUCGAAAUCAAGAAGCUCGGCGACGAUUACUUCUGCUUUAUUACGGAGUGCAAGGACCCAAAAGCUUGCACCAUCAUUCUGAGAGGAGCCAGCAAAGAUAUUCUGAACGAGACCGAGAGGAAUUUGCAGGAUGCGCUGCAUGUCGCUAGGAAUCUGCUCAUAGAUCCAAAACUAGUGCCAGGUGGUGGAGCAGUGGAGAUGGCGGUGUCACGGCUUCUGUCGGAGAAGGCUGCUGGUCUCGCUGGAGUGGAGCAGUGGCCGUACAAGGCGAUCGCUCAGGCCUUAGAGAUCAUUCCCAGGACGUUGGCGCAGAAUUGCGGCGCCAAUACCAUCAGAACGUUGACAGCGUUGCGCGCGAAGCAUGCGACCGAGGGAACUACCUGGGGUAUUGACGGAGAAACCGGUAAAUUGGUCGACAUGAAGGAACGCGGUAUUUGGGAGCCACUGUCGGUGAAGCUGCAAACGUACAAGACGGCGAUCGAGACUGCUAUUUUGUUGCUGAGAAUCGACGACAUUGUCUCUGGCAGCAAGAAAAAGAAGAAUGACAACGAGACCGCGCAGCCGAGCUCAGUCACGGAGGAGUCUAUGAAAGAAUAAAAGUAUUUUCGAUAUCAGUUGCAGCCUAAAAAAUCGCUUUGCGCCUCGA